AUCUGUCCCGCUGACAGGCCCGUCCUGGACAGGCACAUGCAUCCCCGCUAAGUGUUCAGAUCCUGCUGGACAGCUCCCAUCUGUUGCGCUCUAGCGUGUCCGCGUCGCGCGUAGAGUGCGCACGCGCGUUCCGCGCACACGGGGUGGUGUUGGGGGCUGGGUGGGUGGAUGUGUGUGUGCGUUCGUGUGUGUGUGUUUGUGUGUGUGUGUGUGCGUGUGUGUGUGUGAGAGCGCGCAGCUCGCGGAGCCGGCGGAGCUCCGGGGCCACAGUGGAUCUGGGCGAGGCGCGCGGGCAGGGCGCAGCGUUACCAUGAGCGAGUCCACCACGCGCGCGCACACACACGCACACUCACGCACACACUGUACAUUCUCGAUCAGCUUCGGCCAGGUGUGCGCGCUCGGGUUCGGCCACGGACGCUCGCGGCGGCGCGCAGGAUGCACGGCGGAAAGAGAGGCCUGGUGGCACCGCAGAACACCUUCCUGGAGAACAUCGUGCGGCGCUCGAGCGAGACCAGUUUCCUUUUGGGUAAUGCCCAGAUUGUGGAAUGGCCUAUAGUGUACAGUAAUGACGGAUUCUGCAAGCUGUCUGGCUACCACAGGGCUGAGGUCAUGCAGAAGAGCAGCACGUGCAGUUUCAUGUACGGUGAACUGACAGACAAGAAGACAAUAGACAAAGUCAGACAGACCUUUGAUAACUAUGAGUCCAAUUGCUUUGAAGUGCUGCUCUAUAAGAAGAACAGGACCCCAGUGUGGCUGUACAUGCAGGUGGCUCCAAUCAGGAAUGAGAACGAUAAAGUGGUUCUGUUCCUCUGUACAUUCAAGGAUAUAACCGUCUUCAAACAACCCAUCGAGGACGAGACCACAAAAGGAUGGACCAAGUUUGCGAGGCUGACCAGGGCGCUGACCAACAGCCGUGGCACCCUGCAGCAACUAGCGCCUAUGAACAAGACUGAAGUCAGCCACAAGCACUCACGACUGGCUGAGGCUCUUCAGCUCGGUUCGGACAUCCUCCCGCAGUAUAAGCAAGAGGCUCCUAAAACCCCUCCUCACAUCAUCUUACACUACUGCACCUUUAAGACCACCUGGGACUGGAUCAUCCUUAUACUCACCUUCUACACUGCCAUCAUGGUGCCCUACAAUGUCUCCUUCAAGACCAAACAGAACAACUUGGCCUGGCUGGUGGUGGACAGUGUGGUGGACGUCAUCUUCCUGGUGGAUAUUGUGCUGAACUUUCACACCACGUUCGUGGGGCCUGGAGGAGAGGUCAUAUCAGACCCCAAAUUGAUACGUAUGAACUAUCUGAAGACAUGGUUCGUCAUAGACCUGCUCUCAUGCCUGCCCUAUGACAUCAUCAAUGCCUUUGAGAAUGUGAAUGAGGAUCCUAUAUCGGACUCCUCUGCAGUGGGCCACAUGCCAGCCACAGGCAGCUCCCCACGGAAUGCUACGCGUGCGGAAGACUCAGUGCUGCCGGGUCUCAGUAGCCUUUUCAGCUCACUGAAGGUAGUGCGUCUGCUGCGUUUGGGGCGCGUGGCUCGAAAGCUGGACCACUAUUUGGAGUACGGAGCUGCUGUCCUGGUCCUUCUUGUUUGUGUCUUUGGCUUGGUAGCUCAUUGGCUGGCCUGUAUCUGGUACAGCAUUGGUGAUUAUGAGGUCAUCGACGAAGUCACCAACACCAUCAAGACGGAUAGCUGGCUGUAUCAGUUAGCUAUCAGCAUUGGCACACCCUACCGCUAUAAUGCCAGUGGAUCAGGCCAGUGGGAGGGGGGCCCCAGUAAGGAUACCCUCUACAUAUCCUCACUCUACUUCACCAUGACUAGCCUCACUACCAUAGGCUUUGGAAACAUCGCUCCAACCACGGAUGGGGAGAAGAUCUUCUCUGUGGCCAUGAUGAUGGUGGGCUCUCUUCUAUAUGCCACCAUCUUUGGAAACGUGACUACCAUCUUCCAGCAGAUGUACACCAACACCAAUCGCUACCACGAGAUGCUGAACAAUGUGCGGGACUUUCUGAAGCUCUAUCAGGUGCCCAAAGGCCUGAGUGAAAGAGUCAUGGACUACAUUGUCUCCACGUGGGCCAUGUCCAAAGGCAUAGACACAGAGAAGGUGCUGUCCAUCUGUCCCAAAGACAUGCGGGCGGACAUCUGCGUGCACCUGAACCGGCAGGUGUUUAACGAGCACCCGGCCUUCCGGCUGGCCAGUGAUGGCUGCUUGCGCUCUCUAGCGGUGGAGUUCCAGACCACGCACUGCGCCCCUGGGGACCUCAUCUUCCAUGCUGGAGAAAGCGUAGACACACUCUGCUUUGUGGUGUCUGGAUCACUGGAGGUCAUUCAGGAUGACGAGGUCAUCGCCAUCUUAGGUAAGGGUGAUGUGUUUGGCGACCUGUUCUGGAAGGAGACUACACUCGCUCAUGCAUGCGCUAAUGUGAGGGCACUGACCUACUGCGACCUUCAUGUGAUCAGGAGGGAGGCUCUGCUCAAGGUGCUGGAGUUCUACACGGCCUUCGCUAACUCUUUCUCCCGGAACCUCAUCCUCACCUGCAACCUCCGCAAGAGGAUCAUCUUUCGCAAAAUCGCUGAUGUGAAGAAGGAGGAGGAGGAAAGGAGACAUCAGAAGAAUGAGGUGACGCUCUCCAUUCCUGUGGACCACCCAGUCCGCAAACUCUUCCAGAAGUUCAAGCAGCAGAAGGAAAUGAGGGCGCAAGGGUCCUUGCAGUCAGAUCUGGAAAGGAACCAGUUCCAAGUGGAGCACCAGCUCCAACCGCUCUCUCACCAGCACCAUCAGCAGCAGCAGCACCACCACCAUCAUCAUCAUCAGUCCCAGUACCAGGUGCACCAUGCACUGCAACACCAGCACGGACCCCCUAUGCAAAAUGGGGCCCCUGGUUCAGGUGGAGGUGGUGGGAACGGUGGCCCCAGUGUUGUGACUGUCUCACAGAUAACUCCAGUCCAGAGCUCCCUGGCCUACAUUCAAAGAGAGGACUCUGGCCGCAGGGAUGGACACGAGGCCUUGGAACUGAAACCCAGCUUGGGCAUAGGUGACCAGAACUGCUUAAAGGUCACCAGUCCGGUCCGCCCCAGGGCAGGCAGGGGUGGACGGGGCUGGAUGCGUCUCAGGAACACAGGGACUGGAGCUUCCCUCGCUCCUCCAUCUGAUCCAGAGCGGCAGCAGAGGGAGGAGGAAUGGGGAGAUGUUUCCCAGUCCCAGGAACUGCUCUCUGAGGAUGGCAAGAACCAGGAGGCUGAAGGGAGAGGUCCUGGUAGAGCAGGAGAUUCGGAAAGUAAUGGCAAUGGCAAUUCCAAUGAAGGUGGUGAAGGGGCUGAUGAGAAGAGCGCCUUACACAAGACUGAUUCUUGUGACAGUGGCAUCACCAAAAGUGACUUGCGCAUUGACAGAGCAGGUGACUCUCGCAGCCCCAUGGAACGUAGUCCAAUGGAACGAAGUCCAUUUGAGCGGAGUCCCUUUGAGCAGCCCAGCCCUGGAACAGGGGUUCUGCCUCCACGAGGUCUUCCAUUCCAACCUGUUCCUGAGCAGGCCCUCCUGCAGAACACCCUGCAGGAGGCCAAGAUGGAGCUGAAGGGGGACAUCCAGACACUUAGCAGUCGUCUGUCUGUGUUAGAAGCUCAAGUGGGCGAGAUCUUGAGACUGCUUUCCGAGAAAAGACCCAGCCCACACCCACAGACUUUAACCCCCAAAACCAAACUCAAAUGCCAGGAUAUCUUCACCGUCUCAAGGCCUGUUACCCCAGAUGCAGAGAAAGAUGAUGGACCCUUUUGAAUCAAGAGAGAACAUUUAUUUAUAGGAUAUAAGUUGGUGGGUUUAUUUAUUUCAACUCUCCUUCUCACUUGACGAUGGAUGAGGAAACUGUUUAAGGAGGCAAGAAUAGUUUCUAUUGUAAAUAGAUGCAUGUCCAGCUGGAAUCUGGCCUGCCAAUGAAGUCUACUCUAAGAAUAGUGGUUGCUUGUAUAUUUAUGCAGUCGACUGCAUGCAAAACGAUUUAAAGAGACACAGUUUUUAUACUGGCCCCAGGCGCUGGACUAUCUCUUUAUUGACUGAUAUUUCAGGGCAUUUAUCUUCAAGAGCAGAUGCACUGUGCCCUGCACACAGGUGCUCUGUAGCUGUAAUAAGGCUUGGUUUGGUACUUUGGUGGUACUGCUUGAACAAAGCAUCUCUGCAGACUGAAAUAGCUGAAAGGGUGGCUCUAGUCUCUCCACACCCUUUUUCCACCACAUAUCCUGAUAUCUUUAUUAUUUAAGUAUUUACAACACACUACAAAUCACAUGCAUGCAGACCAGAGAUGGAGAUUUCAAAGAAAUUCUAUUGUUUUUCCUCUAAUACAUGUGAGGAGCAACCUAUAUGUAGCUUCAACUUUUUAUUUUUCUCAACCUCUUUUUUACCCAUGAAGCAAUAUCUUCAUGGUUGAUUUACCAUUCAAAAUUUGACAUGUUGGGAACUGUGGGGUGGGUGGGUAAAAUGCUUUAGUAUGAUAUGAGUGCAUGCUGGAUGGAUUUGUAAUGCGGAUUGGCAUGAUAGGGAUAGGAAGCAAUCAUUUGCCUCAUAUUACUUAUACAAAUGAACAUGUCAAACUCUUACUAAGGGCUGCAUUUUGGAGAAAAUCUCUUUGCAGUCUUAGAAGCAUGAACAUAAUCACAUCUAUCUUAGCACAAGCAUGAACAGUAUUUUUCUGCAUGAUAUCAACCAAGUUAGAGGGAGAUACAAUACACAUGUUGGUUUGAUACAGAUUUUAAAAUUUCAACAGCUUCAUCCAUUUUUCCCAUUACUUUGUCUAAAAAACACUUUUACUGAAUCCAUGUUUUUCCAUGUUUUUUAUGCUGAAAAUAAUUUGUGUAAUUCCAUAUUUGGGUUUUGGAAAAGUAGCUACAGACACUAAGGGAGUUCCAGAAUAAAUGUUUCUAUCUAGAAAAGCAUUGAUAUUUCCAUAUCAGUAUUCUCAGAUGCCCAGUAAUGCACUACAGAGGGUUUGGUAUGAUAGAGUAACUCAACCUACUUGUGCUUUUUUCUGUGUACUUCAUAUUAUUCUUGGUUUCUCUCAGUGUCCUUAAAAACAAGAGGGAUUUCAAACAGCAUCCAGCUCACAAGAUGCUUACAUGAAGGCCUUCACAUACAAUGCUACUUCAUAAUAUCCAAGGAUGCUGGGAUUUGAGGGUGAAUUAGAAUUAUAAGGUAAAAUCUUAAUGCAAAUCUUUCACAGUCAUCAUCAAAACUCAUUUAAAGAAAUGAUUAGGUGAAAAAUCUAAUUAAUUACAUUUUCCACUUACCCCAGCUUAGACAUGUUUUGCUUCUGUAGUUUAAACCUGGAGCAACAAGGCUAACAAUACCCAUGAACACUAGAACUCACUAGUCACCAAAAUAGCCCAAAUCGUUUCUGCAAAAAACAUCCCACCAAUAUAGCUUUUAUUUCUAAAUCUGUAAAAAUAUUCCACCAAUAUAGCUUUUUUCAAGCUACUCAACUUAACUUAAAUUAAAAAAUCAAACCAGAUGGUUAUGCAUGAUGUGAGGAUGGACUCGAUGAUCGCUGUGUAGAACUGGAUCAUCAAGCUCUGCUGCAGAUUGAAUUUAUCCAGCUGUUUUAGGAAGAACAAUGUCAGCUGUGCUGUCUUGGCUAAGGGGACUGUGUUCCUCUCCCACUUCAGGGCCUUGAAUAUGGUGGUGCCCAGGAACUUGAGUGACUCCACCGUGAAAACCACAGAGCUGUUGAUGUUGAGGGAAGGAUAGGGAGGGUUGUGCCUGAAGUCCACCUCUAUAGUUUUUCAUGUGUUGAGCAGCAGGUGGUUGUUGUUGUUUUACCAGGAGACCAGCCGCUCAACGUUUUUUCUGUAGGUAGACUCAUCAUUGUCAGCUAUAAGGCCCAUCACAGUUGCAUCAUCUGCAAACUUCGGGAUCUUGACAGCUGGUUCCUUAGAGACACCGGUAUUAAUGUAGAGGCUGAAGAGAAAGGGUGAGAGCACUGGGACGCCAGUACUCAUAAAUACAGAGGAAUCUGAUCCAAGAUCAGUCCUGUUUUGUGAAUACCAGCCGUGAUGUCUGAAAUGGCUGCUAGCAGUGCUGAAGUUUUGACUAGACUGUAUGUCCUUUGUGAAGACCUGGAUGCAGUUUAGUUGUGUUGAGAGAAGUUUUUGAAAUGUAAUUUUAUAGGCGUUUUUUUUGGGCUGUUUGGUUGACGGUGUUUGUUAGCUCCAGUUUUAAAGUAAAAAUAGCAAAAUUUGGACGCCAACUGUGUCUUGGCUAAGCAAAUAUAUCUGUGGUAAAUGGGAAAUUGGGUAAAUUAGAUUUUUCAUCAGCAUAUUUCUUUAACGUCUAGAUAGAAUUAGUCAAAUUUCCCACUGUGUACCUUUAGUUUUAUAGAGGUUCCAUAUUAAAACAAAAUACUAAUGACCAUCCUGCCUGCACACACAUACACAUACAUUUAGUUCAUUCAGAUUCAAUAUUACAGUGAGUAUGGUGUGAGUUGAAUGACUAGGUGCCUGAAUUUACCCCUCUUUAUUUAUUCAGUUUACUCGACUGGUCCGCACUCUGUAUUCCCAAUGCAGCACCGCACUUUUAAAGUAAUGUAGAUGGUUUUACCUUCUGACAUUGCAAAUGAUCAGCUAACUGGAGCUAAACUUUGAACCAUGUAAGUCUUGCGGGGCCAGACAUGAUCUCAUAAUGAGGUAAUUUUGGUACAACCAUGAGAACUUGUGGACUAAAUGUAGGUAGGAAUGUCAACUCAUUAGGGUGGAAACAAACUGAGUACGAAAUUUUGAAACCAGUCUUACAAUUUGUGAAGACGGAGCUUAAAGUAGGGACAAUGGUGUGUUCAUCAGCACUGUUCAGUGAACAACAAGCCUGUCAUUAGCCCCUGGAUAUAACAUAAAUUAGCAUGACUGAAAAGUUCCCCCAAAAAACCUUCAAACGUUUUGUGUGAGAAGAGCACAUUAAAGGCGGUAAAAAUAAACAUAAUCUCUUAUAAUGGAAAGACAAUUCCGUUAACCAUUGAUAAAAUGGCACUAGCUAGCUUGUUUUGCUGGUGUUAUUGAUUGUGCUCUGGACAUUAAAAGACCAUGGACUAGAGGAGUUUGGGGGUGGGUUUUAGAGGGGGGUUCCAGAGUAUUUCACCAUAAUCUAGCACCAAAAGUUUUAAGUCCCCAGCAUUUUUGUCACAAGGAUCAUGUCUGUUCCCAUGAGACUAAAACCAUAUCCAUUUAUAAAUAUUUGUAAAAUUGUUUGUAGUGCAAUUUGUUUAUUUAUAUGUUUCUGCAGAAAAUGAGCCUGUUAAAUAAGUUGGCCUUAACUAUGACAAGCAAUAACCUUCCAGUUGAAUUUGUCAGCUCAUGCAGUUAGCAAGUAGAAACAUAAGAAAUGAGAUGAGUAUGAUUAAACUACGUAAGUACAUAACUAUGAGUGUGAUGAUAGAAGUCUGGCACUUAAUGUGUCCACAAGCCUCCUACUUUGACAGGAAAUCUAACUGACAUGCAAACCAAACAACCACAAAACAUUGUUUUUGAGUGAUGUGUAAGGGAGGUGAUUUUUUAAAAUGGGUCUAUAGCAAAAACGCACCUGCAGUGAUAUGCAGCAGCAAACAUGCAAGGAUGUCCAUCUUUCUCCAAAACUCUCAAAGCAUGCAGAGUAACAGUAACAUCUCGAUAGAUAGUGCAUGGAAGUGUGCACACAAGGACCUGCAGAUAGCCAAUCAGAAUGCAACUGAAAAAAUCCUGAUGGUUGUGACCAGCUUAGCAUACUAUAGAAAUGACACCCCUAUGGGUGGAGCAUUUGAGGAUAAGUCUACAUUACUACUAAACCUAAAAUCGGUCUGAAAUUUUGACUAAAUCUAACAAACCGAUUGGCUGAAGUGUUAUAUGUUUUUUUUUCUCAUGGAAAUUGCGGACAGUCAAUAGCAGUAAAAAUUUCAUAAAUGCCCAACUUCUCACUGUCAUCACAGUUUCCAUCCACCCAUUGUGCACCAUUCUCCAUGUUUCAGUUUAGUGAGGUUUCAAGAUUGUGUUCUGACAGUUGCACAUCAUAAAAACUAUGUAAUAGCUUAUUUUUAACGGAGUAUGGUCACUUGAGAGGUAUGAAUAAUGAUUAAUUUAACUUUUGCUGGACAUUUACCUUAUUACCUAAACAAUAAUUACUUCACACUCCCAAGGCACUAACCUUCAGAGUGGACUUCUUCCUUCAUGUGCAAGAGAAAAAUGCUAAAUUAGCAUCACUGAAUUAUUUUUGCUCCUUUUACCCUUGUACAUUCCAUGGGUUGUUCCUAUUCUGUAAAACUCAACAGUGAGGAACACAUAAAUAGUAACAUGUAUGUUUAUAGAGACUUUGUGCACAUCGAGAUAACCAAUGCUAUACAAUCUAAUAGUGUUAAAAAAGAUGACUACAUACGCCAGUGCAAUUUAUUCACUGCGAAGACCUCAGUGUUCCAGAGAUGUAGUACAGUUUGAGGAAGCCAGCAAGGGUCUUACCCUGCCAGGCAUCACUACUUUACCAAGCGGGAGGGGUUGGAGACUGCCUCCAUUUCCCUGAUGCACACUGGAGCCGUACACAAAGCCGUCAUGGCACAGGGAGGCUCCAGGCAUUUGACUGCAUGCUGCAUUUUUGACCUGUACAAAACUUGAUGCCAAUGAGAAUGAUAUUUGCCUGCCAAAGCAGCGUUUUGCUGUGACGUUCAUGCACACACACAUCCAGACAAGAUGUAUGGGGGCCUGGGCCAGGGCAUAUGGAAGACUAUGUAGUGCUGGGAAGAGUAGAGCAUGCAAUAAGUGAUACUGUACCAACAACAAUUGUGUCCAAGGGCAGUAAUGUAUUAUAAUCGAUAUAAUAAUGUAGUAGAUAUUCAUACAGUACAGUGAAAAUUCAGAGACCCACCACUUAUUUAAAUUUUCUACAUAAAGAACAAUUUAUAUGACAGACUAUUUACAUUCAAAGAAAUCUGUAUGGACAUUUUUCCACACCUCCAGUCCGGUUCCACACCACUAUUUCCUUUGUUUGCACAUCCUUUCAGACUCAUGGUGUUGCGUUGUCUUUUCACAGUGGAAGGAUGGACAGAAACACCUGUAGAUUUUUUUCUGAUCUGAAUCAAGAGGGGAGCUUUAUUUUCUUCUCUCUCUCAAAGAUGAAAGCUGAAAGUACUGUUUAUCUGGUGGUCUACCGGGUCUUACUUGGUUGGUAGGAGAGCCAUUUUCUCUGUAUCUUUUAAUAAUUUUCUGAACUCCAGUUUUGGAAACUCCUGUCAUUUUUGAUAUUUUCCUUUAACAUUCCUCUUCCUUAUGCAAGUGAAAUAUCUAAACUCUUCAGAAAUGUCUCCAAUAACGACUUGUACUCUAGUUGCUUUUUUGACUGGAAAUUAAAUAAAUGAAUGGUGGUCUCUGACUUUUGCACAUGAUGUACUUAAAACUGAGUUUUAUUUUAAAAUUGAAGGUAUUAUAAUUGGGCAUGAUGGUGUUAGCCCAUAUUCUGUAUCACACUUUCUGUUUGAUCUGUCUUUGUCGCCCACAUAGCAAGCGGUGGAUGACCAUUGACAACUAUUAGCCUUUGUUUAGAAAAGAACAGAAAUAAGCAACACAUACAGUUAAAGCCAGUGAAGUUCCUGCCUAUUGGCUUCUUAUAUUAUUGUGCAUUAUUGUAUAGUCAAUUGUUUUUCUGUUCUUUUACUAUGUAAAAGCUGAAAGUGUGCUGAAAUUAUUGUCCAUGGAAAUUGACGAGAUUGCAUUGAAAAUUAAAAUCAAUUAAUACACUGGACAGGACUAUUUAUGGGCACAGCAUACACUUAUUGCAAAUGUUGUUAAAGGCCUUUUUUGGCUGCAGGACUGUGCCCAGGCUCUUUGUCUUUGAUGGAGUGACCACUGCGUUUAUUAACCUCUUUUUCACUGUACAUGAGACUUCCUUUUUAUCAGAGUGUAUAAAGAUAUUCUGACAAUG
Molecule: messenger RNA, 9912 nt
Organism: Pygocentrus nattereri (red-bellied piranha)
Lineage: Eukaryota; Metazoa; Chordata; Actinopteri; Characiformes; Serrasalmidae
Gene: kcnh5a
Product: potassium voltage-gated channel, subfamily H (eag-related), member 5a
Exons: 12
Coding region: 436-3771 (1111 amino acids)
Biological process (GO): regulation of membrane potential; potassium ion transmembrane transport
Cellular component (GO): membrane
Molecular function (GO): voltage-gated potassium channel activity
Source: RefSeq, a predicted model, not a curated record